Messenger RNA from Kalmanozyma brasiliensis GHG001, 1320 nucleotides. RefSeq names its product P60-like protein. Gene Ontology annotation, cellular component: nucleolus. The record is from RefSeq and is a predicted model, not a curated record. NCBI's taxonomy places the organism in Eukaryota, Fungi, Basidiomycota, Ustilaginomycetes, Ustilaginales. The coding region runs from base 1 to 1320 and encodes 439 amino acids. Gene Ontology annotation, biological process: rRNA processing; ribosomal large subunit assembly. Gene Ontology annotation, molecular function: 5S rRNA binding. The transcript has a single exon.
AUGGCACCCACACGCACAAAAUCCACCACGGGCCAACCCGCCCAACCCGCCCAAUCCUCUCGCAAAGGCAAAAAAGCCUGGCGCAAGAACAUCGACCUGACCACCACCGAGACCUUCCUCGAUGCCCAGUCCGACCCGCUUCGCUCCACCGCCUCUGACGUGCUCUUCGUCGAAGACCGCUCCGGUCAAGAGACGCUGCUCGCCAAACAAGCGCGCACCAAAAAGCCAUUGAAAUCGCUCGAGAUCCUCUCCAACAGCUAUGGCCACUCCGCCCUCAACCCGGUGCGCAAGUCCAAGUCUGUCGACCGCAAGACGCAGGAGCGGCUGCGCAAGAUGGUUGGUCGUCAGAAGCACACCACUCAGGGUGACGCCUCCUCCAUUGCCGCUGGGAGUGAUGAGGUGGUGAAGAAAUCCCUGGGUGGGGUGUACGACGUCUGGGGCGGUGAAGGCAAAGGCAAAGCCAAGGCGGAUUGGAUCCCCGAGACCUCUGCCAAACCCACUCCUUCCCUACCCAAGACGCUGCGUCGGGCGGACCACGAUACGGCCGCAAGCCUCCCGGCGAUUGACCUGCCUCAUCCAGGCUCGUCGUACAACCCCACACUCGAGUCGCACGAAGCCCUCAUCCAGCAGGCGUACGAGAUCGAGCGUCGACUCGAGGAGAGCGAACAGAUGGCGCAGAGCGAACGCGAGUCGUGGCAACGAAAGCUCGCCACUAUCAUCGCGCGUGAAGCGGAGCUGCGCGAACAGAAGGAUGAUGAGCUCAAACGGUAUCGUGGCAUGGAUGUUGACCUUCCCAACGCCUCCGAGGAGGAGGUAUCGGAGGGAGAGAGGGAGGAGUUGGACUCUUCAGAUGAGAAAGCCGGUAUUGAGGGAAAGCGCAAAACUCGCGCGCAGCGAGUUCGUGCCAAACGUGCUCGACAACAGCAAGCCGAAGCAGCCCGUCGAAAGCAAGCCCGCAUCGAGGCAGCAGCAAUCCUCCAAUUGCCCGCGGAGAAACGUCGUCAGGCGCGCCUGGCACUCGCCCGCUCCCAGGCCGCUUCAGCACGCCGACUGGAGAAAGAAGCCCUCCUCGCCAAACAGGGUUUGUCGGGAGUCAAGGUGGGCAAGCACAAAGUCCCACAGCAGACGAUCGAUGUUCAGACGGGCGAUCAGCUCAGUGAGAGUCUGCGCGCGCUUCAGCCCGAAGGAAAUCUCUUCAGAGACAGGUACAACAGGAUGCAGGCAAGGGGCGUGGUGGAACCCAGGGUCAAACAGGUCGCCAAGACAAGCACGAGGAGGAUCAAAGGAUACGAGACGCACGAUUAUAAGAAGUUCACUUGA